UGGGUCCCCUCCCCCGCCACUAUAUAAGCCCUCGGGUCGCUUCGAGAGGCGUUCAGUCGACGAGACAACGACGAUAAACACAAUGAAGGCCGCAGCAUUGCUCCUUCUUUUCCACUUGGGUUUGACGGUAUCCCAAAGGCCUCAGAAGCCUGGAAGAUUCUUAGCACUACCAAAUCCUCAAAAAUGCGCUUCUAGGCCGAAAGAGUUCUUCUUCCAAGGACAUAAUUACUUUUUCAGCGGUCACGUGCCGCAGUUCAGGAACACAAAAGUCGACUGGCUAGACGCAAGGAACUACUGCAGAGAGUACUGCAUGGACCUCGUCUCCAUGGAGACCCAGCAAGAAAACAACCUCGUCUUCAAACUCAUCCAAGACAAUGAUGUUCCGUACAUUUGGACAUCGGGCAGACUCUGCGACUUCAAGGGCUGCGAGAACAGGAAGGACCUGGAGCCGAAGAGCGUCUACGGCUGGUUCUGGUCCGCGAACAGGCAGAAGAUGGCACCCACCGACAGGACUCCAGCCGGAUUCGGCUACAACCCCUGGUCCAGAACUGGCCACAAGAAAACCAGGCAGCCUGACAACGCGGAAUUCGACAUCAACGGAACUACCGAAUCUUGCCUCAGCGUCCUCAACAACGUCUACAACGACGGCAUCGCAUGGCACGACGUCGCCUGCUACCACGAAAAGCCCUUCAUCUGCGAGGACAACGAAGAACUCCUCAAUUACGUCGCCUCGACCAACCCGGGUCUCAGGCUGUAGAGGUCACACCCUCAAAUACAUCCUAUCAUUUAUCCUAUUAAAUUAUUGUUUAUUUAUCCUGUCUUUAAAACGCAUAUUUUUGGCGGAAAUCAAUGGUCUCUCGUAUAAAAUUAUAUUUUUCAUAGAUCAAAACCUUGAAAGUUCUCUUUUAAAUUGUGUAUAUUUUUUGUUUGUUAUGCCAUCCAGUGUCUUCACGUUUCGAUAUUCCUAAAAAUUUGUAACGAAUAACCGAAAUAUAAAGACUUUUUACUACAUAA
Messenger RNA from Cimex lectularius (bed bug), 1014 nucleotides. RefSeq lists its product as uncharacterized. The record is from RefSeq and is a predicted model, not a curated record. Lineage: Eukaryota; Metazoa; Arthropoda; Insecta; Hemiptera; Cimicidae. The coding region runs from base 83 to 757 and encodes 224 amino acids. The transcript has 4 exons.